UCUUCUUCAAAGAUUUUGGGUCUCAUUUGCUUCUCAAUGUUGAUGCGUCUUCAGAACAAUCUACUUUUAUCAAAGGUUUUUCUGGGUUGUCACGCAAAUGGAUUUUCCAGUCUUAUUUCUGGAUCAAAAAUUUUAAGAGGUUUCAAUGAGACUGCAGGAUUCUCUGCAGUGUCGGGUGAUAAUCUAAGGAGCCAAUCUAAGAGUUCCCUGAGGAAUUACCAAGUUGUGGUGGCAGCGACUCGUGAAAUGGGGAUUGGGAAAGAUGGUAAGUUACCAUGGAGAUUGCCUUCUGACCUCAAAUUCUUCAAGGAGCUUACAGUGACAACAUCAGAUCCUGAGAAGAAGAACGCUGUAGUAAUGGGUAGAAAAACCUGGGAGAGUAUUCCACUUGAAAAUAGACCUUUACCUGGUCGCCUUAAUGUUAUCCUCACUCGUUCCCAGAGUCCUGAUAUUACGACCGGCGAAAAUGUUGUAAUACGUGGGAGCAUUCCAUCAACUCUGGAACUAUUAGCUGAGGUUCCUUACUGUUUUUCAAUAGAGAGAGUGUUUGUCAUUGGCGGUGGUCAGAUAUUUAGGGAAACGCUUCAUGCUCCAGGUUGUGAAGCCAUUCACAUUACUGAAAUUGAGACAAACUUUGAAUGUGAUACCUUUAUUCCUUCAAUUGAAUUGUCCUGUUUCCAGCCGUGGUACUCAUCUACGCCAUUGGUAGAAAAUGAUGUCCGGUUUUCCUUCGCAACUUAUGUUCGUGUGAGAUCUGGGGCUCCUGGUUGUCCUUUGAAUAUUGAAGGUAAGUGUAAUGGCAGUCUAAAUCAUAAUAUUUUUGAGGUAAAAGACUUCACUUUCUUGCCCAGGAUGAUUCUUGAGAGACAUGAUGAGUUUAUCUCUAAAUAAAAUCGAAACUUGUUCAUGAAAGCAAUGAUUCUGACCGGCUAGAUACAAAAUUCAGUUGUCACUUGCCAAGUUAGUCUUGAACUUUGCGUCUCUAUGCUACUGCUCUUUAGUAUUUUAAUGUGAAUAUGGGCAUCUCCAUGUGAUUUGUAGAAUGCAAUUCAAUCUUUGCAGUUCUUUUCAUCUUCUUACAACUAGGUACUUUCUUUGUUGCAAUAUCUUGCGUUGGUUCUUGUUUAUUGAACUCAUUUUUUGGUACAAAGAUUCUCUUGUCCUUGGGGCUGCAGAAUGAGCAGAACAAAGGCGUUCUAGGUUUGAUCCAUAUGGUUUAGAAUGGUUGUAAACAGAAAUAGAGAUUCACUGCCCUGUUUAUAGCAUUCAAUCCCCCUUUCUCUGAAGUAUUGGUU
Messenger RNA from Hibiscus syriacus, 1295 nucleotides. Its product is annotated as bifunctional dihydrofolate reductase-thymidylate synthase-like. Gene Ontology annotation, cellular component: mitochondrion. Gene Ontology annotation, biological process: tetrahydrofolate biosynthetic process; dihydrofolate metabolic process; glycine biosynthetic process. The record is from RefSeq and is a predicted model, not a curated record. NCBI's taxonomy places the organism in Eukaryota, Viridiplantae, Streptophyta, Magnoliopsida, Malvales, Malvaceae. Gene Ontology annotation, molecular function: dihydrofolate reductase activity; NADP binding. Bases 37 to 891 code for a protein of 284 amino acids. The transcript has 3 exons.